AUGCGGCAAGGUAUUGGGGAUAGUCAUGAGGACUGGGAGAGAAUCGAUGUUGACAAGAAGCGAAAACCGCCAACAUUCUCUGGAGACGAGUAUCAUGAGACAAUGCGGGAAAGAAUCGAUCGAGUCAGCGAGGAUCUAAAGGAUCUUCAAGCCUUCUACAACAUUGAGAUUUCUGACACUCGGAAAGCUCGACUGAAGGAGUAUCUCGAGGAAGCGCUCGCAGAUCUGAGAGAAACGUCAUUCAGAGCCUACGACCAGCAAGGGAAGAUUGAUUUUUUGCUUCUGCAGAACUUUCUACGCAAGGGACUGAAACAACUCGAACUUGACGAAAAGAAGGAUGAGAAAAUGGGGCCGUUGGUUCCAUUUGCUGGGACGAUUGCGAAGCUUUGCGAGGACAGGCAGAUGAUGAAACCUGUGGACGGGGAAAUGGCUGCGAACGAUCUAUUCCAGGUCUCGAAACAGAUUGCGAAAGUGAAGAUCGAAGUGACAGAGGGAAAGGCGAAGGUGGAUAAGACGAGUGCUUUCAGAGCUGCUAAUGCGGUCGAAAGGCUGCGUUGGCAUCUCGCGGAAUGGUUUGGGUUCUUCAAGGGGUAUGAUCCAAUGUUUACUUGGUGGGUUGCUGAACCGUAUGCCAAAGUCGACAAAGAGCUGGCAGAAUUUUCAGCGUUGGUUCGGAAAGAAUUGGUGGGUAUCAAGCCGGGAGACGAAGAUGCAAUUGUUGGAGAGCCGAUUGGAAGGCACGGAUUAUUGGCUGAUCUGGAGUCCGAGAUGAUUCCUUACUCGCCUGAGGAGCUGAUAGAAAUUGGCGAAAAAGAGUACACUUGGUGUGAAGCUGAGAUGAAGAAGGCGUCUCGCGAGUUGGGAUAUGGGGACGAGUGGCGAGAUGCAUUGGAGCAUGUGAAGAGCCUUUAUGUUGGACCCGGCAAGCAACCACAACUCAUCCAUUUCCUCGCAAGGGAAGCCAUCGACUACGUCAAGAAACACAACUUAGUGACGGUACCCAGGAUUGCCGAAGAAACCUGGAGAAUGUUCAUGAUGUCCCCAGCAAGGCAAAAGGUCAACCCCUUCUUCCUGGGAGGCAAGUCAAUUAUCGUUUCGUACCCGGAUGAUACAAUGGACCACGAAGCGAAGAUGAUGAGUAUGCGAGGGAACAACAUCCAUUUCUCACGCUCGACGGUCUUCCACGAAAUGAUCCCAGGCCACCAUCUCCAAUUCCACAUGCUUGCUCGCUAUAAACCGUAUCGGCAGAUGUUUGAUACCCCGUUCUGGAUUGAAGGAUGGGCUCUGUACUGGGAGAUGAUACUUUGGGACAGAGGAUUCCCAAGUACGCCCGAGAACAAGAUUGGGAUGUUGUUUUGGCGGAUGCACCGCUGUGCUCGCAUCAUCUUCUCGAUUAAAUUUCAUCUUGGGCAGAUGACGCCCCAGGAAUGCAUCGAUAUGCUUGUGGACAUGGUCGGGCAUGAGAAAGCCACGGCGGAGGGAGAGGUCAGACGAUCUUUCAAUGGGGAUUAUUCACCGCUGUAUCAAGCGGGGUACAUGCUUGGUGCUCUGCAAAUAUAUUCUUUGAGGAAGGAGCAGAUGCACAGUGGAAAGAUGGGCGAGAAGCAGUUUCAUGAUCGGGUACUGCGGGAAAACAUGAUGCCGAUUGAGCUUUUGAGAGCUUUGAUGGAAGAGAAGGAUGUGGGCCCCGACUUCAAGAGUUCUUGGAGAUUUUAUGAGGGCCAUGAGCAGAGGGAUAAUUUCUCUUCUUGA
Molecule: messenger RNA, 1752 nt
Organism: Hyaloscypha bicolor E
Lineage: Eukaryota; Fungi; Ascomycota; Leotiomycetes; Helotiales; Hyaloscyphaceae
Exons: 1
Coding region: 1-1752 (583 amino acids)
Source: RefSeq, a predicted model, not a curated record